Spodoptera litura is the source of this 1699-nucleotide messenger RNA. It is a transcript of the gene CLIP11, whose product is annotated as clip domain serine protease 11. NCBI's taxonomy places the organism in Eukaryota, Metazoa, Arthropoda, Insecta, Lepidoptera, Noctuidae. Gene Ontology annotation, biological process: proteolysis. Gene Ontology annotation, molecular function: serine-type endopeptidase activity. The record is from RefSeq and is a predicted model, not a curated record.
GUUGGUCCGCGGCCAGUACGCGUUGAGUUGACCGCCGCGCCUAACGACCUUGUGUUACAAGGAAAAUUAGCUAAGAAAUACAAAAAACCGGCUUCCUAGAACUAUUUGUGUUUCGUUUUUGUUUAAUAUUAUGUUAUAAUAGUGCAACGUUUUGAUUUUUCGAAGAAUAUUAUAUUGGACAUAAAGAUGUUCAAAGUUCUACCCAUCCUCCUGCUGGUAGUGGGAGCCUAUUGCCAAGGCAAUGGGGACUUGGACUCCGUGCUUAACCAGAUAUUUGGACCUCCACCCAGCAAUAACAACCAGACUCCCAAACCACAAGCUUCUACCAUCGUGCCACCCAUCCAGAACCAUAGUGGAGGAGCCGAGGAUGAGGACCUGUCCUGCAAGCUGCCUGACGGACAGGAGGGAGAGUGCGUCAGCUACUAUCUCUGUAACGUAAACAAUAACACCGUCAUCACGGACGGAGUUGGCGUCAUUGAUAUUCGUGUGCGCGAUGGUCCUUGUGCGUCGUACAUUGACACCUGCUGCCUGGUCCCCGACAAGAGGCCCCCAGACCAGCCUGUGAAACCUGACCCCAAACCUGACCAGCCCAAGCGUGAAGGAUGCGGUUGGGCGAACCCUGACGGAGCUGAUCUCCGUACGACUGGUGAGGCCAACGGCGAAACCAAAUUCGGAGAGUUCCCGUGGAUGGUGGCUAUCCUCAAAAUUGAGCCAGUGAACGAGAAUGAGCCAGAAGGUCAAAAACUCAACGUGUACGUCGGCGGUGGAUCACUGAUCCAUCCCAGCGUAGUGCUCACAGCUGCACACUACGUCGCCAGCGCUAAGGCAUUGAGGAUCAGAGCGGGAGAGUGGGACACACAGAGCACGAAGGAGAUCUAUCCGUUCCAAGACAGAGAUGUCGCCUCUGUUGUGACACAUAAAGAUUUUAAUAAAGGGAACCUCUUCUAUGACAUCGCAGUACUGUUCUUGGCUCAGCCAGUGGACCUGGCUCCUAAUGUAGGUGUAGCAUGCCUGCCGCCUCCCAAACAACGCCAGGAUGAUGGCACCCGGUGUUUCGCCACUGGAUGGGGUAAAGAUAAAUUCGGCAAGGAAGGGCGGUACCAAGUUAUUUUGAAAAAGAUCGAGCUGCCGGUAGUGAAACACGACAGAUGUCAGACAGCUCUUAGAAAGACGCGUCUAGGAAGAUUCUUCCAGCUUCACUCCUCAUUCAUGUGCGCUGGUGGGGAACCAGGGAAGGAUACCUGCAAGGGAGACGGCGGUUCUCCUCUGUCCUGUCCUAUUGAGUACGAAAAAGACCGCUACGUUCAAAGCGGUAUUGUAGCCUGGGGUAUCGGAUGCGGUGAAGAUGGAACUCCUGGAGUCUACGUAGACGUUUCAGUCCUGAGAGAUUGGAUCGACGACAAAGUGGUCGGCAAAGGAUAUGACCCCAAAACAUACACUUAUUAAACAUUCUCGACGUUUUAGACACUCAAAAUGGCGGAUAUUUGACAGUUAAAGAGUAAAACAUUUGAACUUGCUCUCGUCUUUUAUCACCAUUUUUUAAUCUUUUUAUAACCUAAAAUACUGAGUUAAUAGAUUUCUUUUCGUUCUAUCUCAAUUAAAGACGGCAUUUUACAUAAAACCCUCUAUUCAUAUAUUAAUUUCAAACUGUCAAUAAUCCGCCAUUUUGUUUGUAACUGUCAACUAAUGCAAUGUUACA